Malassezia japonica is the source of this 1332-nucleotide messenger RNA. RefSeq lists its product as uncharacterized. The coding region runs from base 1 to 1332 and encodes 443 amino acids. Gene Ontology annotation, molecular function: DNA-binding transcription activator activity, RNA polymerase II-specific; transcription cis-regulatory region binding. Lineage: Eukaryota; Fungi; Basidiomycota; Malasseziomycetes; Malasseziales; Malasseziaceae. The record is from RefSeq and is a predicted model, not a curated record. Gene Ontology annotation, cellular component: RNA polymerase II transcription regulator complex. The transcript has a single exon. Gene Ontology annotation, biological process: regulation of DNA-templated transcription.
AUGGACCAAGCAUCGCCGACCCCUCCUCCCCCACUUGCUGAUGAGGCGCUGGGCGCCGUGAUGCAGCUCGCCCAGGCCGCGUCGCGCCACGAAGGCGAGCUCGGCGGCGACCAGGGCCGCGGCGGCGAUGCGUCGCGUCACGGCAAGGGCCGCAGCCGCGAGAUGGGCGACUCUUCGCGCCCGAACAAGCAGGUGCGCAUGGACAACGAGCACGGCCAGGGCGUCGACCAGGCACUGCAGUGGCCGACCGCGCCCCCGCCCGCGUACGGCGCGCCGCACGACCCCCACGGCGCGGGCGCGAGCCAGCCGUCGCCUUACGGCGGCCAUGGCCUCGACCAGAACGGCAUGCACCUCGGCCACAGCGACGCGCCGUUCGACCCGUCGGCCCACGGCGUCGGCGGGCCGUACGGCGAUGUCGACGACAACACGCGCAUGGGCCCCCCGUCGGACGGGAAGCAGAUGACCUCGGAGUCGACCGGCCUCGUCGGGGCGCGUGGCAAAACCGGCAUGACGCGUGCGCUGAGCACGAGCCGCCGCGCCGAGCAGAACCGCAACGCGCAACGCGUCUUCCGCGAGCGCAAGAACAAGUACAUCGCAGACCUGGAAAACAAGGCGGCAUCGCUCGAAAACGCACUGCUCGCCGCCGAGGACCACCGCCGGCGCUUUAACGACGCGAUCGAGACGAUCGAGAUCCUGAAGCGCGACAACGAUACACUCCGUGUGGCGCUGCGUGCGCUCGGCGGACACCAGGCGGUGCCGAACGCGCCCGCCCUGCCGCUCGACCGGCCCACGGCCCACGCACAGGGCCUGCUGCCAUACGGCACGCCGGGCCGCGGCCACCAAGGCGAGCACGACACGCAGCACCCGCACGCGGGCGGCCCGGGCGGCCCGGGCGGCCUGCACGAGGUGUCGGAUAGCCAGGACCCCGCGACGGCGGCUGCGGUCGCCGCGGCAGCGUCCGGCCAGACGCCAUACUGGCUCCUCGAGGCCGUGUCGGGCACCGGCGGCCAGCACGGCUUCCCGGUGCCGAGCCACUUCCAGCCGUCCCUGGGCGACAACAUGGGCGCCGGCGCGCCGGGCGCGCCGGGGCACCAGAUCCAGCGCGGCGCGCCGGGUCAGGGCGGCCAGCGCCCGGAGGGCAUGAUCGACCCGUCGCUCGAGCAGAACCGCCUCGGCGGCCUCGAGAACAACGACGAGCAGCGCCACGGCGUGCGCGACGAGGGCAAGGGCGAGUCGGUGGACUCGUCCGGCAAUCCCGAUAAUCUUGCGUCGCUCAGCGCGGUCGCCGCCGCUGCCGCGGCCGCCUCGUCGCAGAAACAGCCGUCUUCGUAA